CGAACCCAUAAUGGGCUUACUUAAAUGAUGCUCUUAGUACACACGAGGAGAUUUAAAAAAAAAGAUUCAAAUAACAGGCUUAAUUUUCAGAUGUGCGUGCAUCACUGCAAAUUAAACAGAACCGUAAAUAAUUGCAAAUGCGCUCUGAAACAAACGGUUUAUCCUCACGACUCGCCAUAUUGUCAACAAGGUAACUACUCUUUCUUUUCCAUUUAAUUUACCCAUCAUAGAUGUAAUUGAAUCAUUUUAUUAACGUAGAUGACGAAACGUGUGUCAAGAAACAAAACCUAGAAGAGUGUUACUCCGUUUGCAAACCGGAAUGCAAGUAUGUUUGUAUUUAUUUUGAUAGAUACGCCGUUGAAUUUACAAAUGAUUUUUUUCAGUUCAAUCGACUAUCGAUCGAUAAUAUCUGGUAGGGAAUUCUCUAAUGACAUCAUAGAAAUUUACGAAUGUAUAUAUCCGAAACAAACAAGAAGUUCCAUCAGGAAACGAGCGGCGGUGGUUGUAUUUUCUGUAGACAAACCCGAAUUUUUCUUUUACAAAUACGUACCCAAAUAUGAGUUGAUCGAAGUAUUCAGUUAUAUUGGAGGUUAUAUGGGAAUGUGGCUGGGUAUAUCGCUCUUCGUCGUUUUCGAUUUUGUGGAAAGGUGUGUGGUUCACCUGUACGAAAUGUUAGACGAUUGGAGGACCAGGAGAAACGUCGUGCCUGCGUGGAUUAGAACAGAAUUAGCGGAUUCGAAAAAUUUAAGAAAUGACAACUAUAUGGCAAUGUCGCCCAAUAAGAAUUCUUACUGGUCCAUCAAAAAUCGUCUUCGAAGGAAAAAAUGUCGUGUGUUUCGAAAUAAAAGAAUGAACUUAAUACAAAGAUUCCAAUAA
Centruroides sculpturatus (bark scorpion) is the source of this 876-nucleotide messenger RNA. RefSeq lists its product as uncharacterized. The transcript is spliced from 4 exons. Gene Ontology annotation, cellular component: membrane. Gene Ontology annotation, molecular function: sodium channel activity. Lineage: Eukaryota; Metazoa; Arthropoda; Arachnida; Scorpiones; Buthidae. Gene Ontology annotation, biological process: sodium ion transport. The record is from RefSeq and is a predicted model, not a curated record. The coding region runs from base 328 to 876 and encodes 182 amino acids.